Molecule: messenger RNA, 4012 nt
Organism: Trichosurus vulpecula (common brushtail)
Lineage: Eukaryota; Metazoa; Chordata; Mammalia; Diprotodontia; Phalangeridae
Gene: TBCD
Product: tubulin folding cofactor D
Exons: 40
Coding region: 183-3773 (1196 amino acids)
Biological process (GO): bicellular tight junction assembly; post-chaperonin tubulin folding pathway; adherens junction assembly
Cellular component (GO): lateral plasma membrane
Molecular function (GO): beta-tubulin binding; GTPase activator activity
Source: RefSeq, a predicted model, not a curated record
GGAACUGAGGUCGGCGUCCGAAUUCGGAAGUGAAUGUUUUGGGAAGAUUUAGCACCUGGCCCAGCGAGCGCAACUCAGAGAGAAAGAGCGAGGCGCUAAACCGGCUGAUCUGUGUCUCAGCUUUACGUGUGCUGACAGCUUUUCCAGUUUUUCCUAUCCGCCGCCCUGCCACCUUAGCCCUAAUGCCUUUAAAUGAGUUGAAUGGAGAUGGUUCUGAGCAAGAAGAAGGGGUAAACAUGGAAUCGGAUGUGAUUGCCAUUACCAAUGUAUUGGAGACUUUCACCGAGAGCCAGGAGACGAAAGGGCUAAUCGAUAACCUGAAAUAUGUGUACGGCGAUUUGGUAACUCGUGAAGUUACAAUUGAAAAGUUUAUAGUGAUAAUGGACAAGUACCAGGAACAGCCUCAUCUGUUGGAUCCACAUCUAGAAUGGAUGUUGAAUCUAUUGUUGGAUAUUGUGAAGGACAGUGAUUCUCCUCCUGCUCUUGUACAUCUAGCGUUUAAAUUUCUUUACAUCAUUACAAAGGUGCGAGGAUAUAAAAUCUUCUUUGGUUUGUUCCCUCAUGAAGUAGCUGAUGUGCAGCCUGUCAUAGAUAUGUUUACAAGUCAGAAUCCUAAAGACCAUGAAACUUGGGAAACCCGAUAUGUGCUUUUGCUGUGGCUUUCUGUAACCUGCCUGAUUCCUUUUGAUCUUUCACGUCUUGAUGGAAAUCUCACCUCUGAAUGUGGGGAGGCUCGUACAUCUACAAUGGACCGCAUACUCCAAAUAGCAGAAUCCUACUUGGUUGUCAGUGAUAAGGCUCGGGAUGCGGCUGCUGUCCUUAUUUCCAAGUUUAUUACCCGUCCUGAUGUCAAACAGAAGAAGAUGGCAGACUUCUUGGAUUGGACCCUUUCCACACUGUCAAAGUCUUCCUUCCAGACUAUGGAGGGGACUAUUAUAAUGGAUGGCAUGUUGCAAGCCCUGGCACAGGUAUUUAAGCAUGGAACACGGGAAAGCUGUUUACCCUAUGCUUCCUCUGUGCUUGAGUGCCUUGAUAACUGCAAGCUGUCAGAGAGUAACCAUACUCUCCUCCGAAAACUUGGUGUGAAACUCGUUCAGCGACUUGGAUUGACUUUUCUCAAGCCCAAGUUGGCAAAGUGGAGAUAUCAGCGUGGUUGUCGAUCCUUGACUGCCAAUCUGAGGCUUUCUUCCCAGGAUGAAGAGAAGCCGAGCCCUGACAUUUUAGCUUCUGACAAUGAUGAAGACUAUGAUGUUCCUGAGGAGGUUGAAAAUGUCAUAGAGCAGCUGCUGGUUGGACUGAAAGACAAAGAUACUGUUGUCCGAUGGUCUGCAGCAAAAGGAAUUGGCAGAAUGACAGGAAGACUACCAAAAGAAUUAGCAGAUGAUGUUGUUGGUUCAGUAUUGGACUGCUUCAGUUUUCAGGAAACUGACAAUGCGUGGCAUGGCGGAUGUCUGGCUUUAGCAGAAUUAGGCAGAAGAGGAUUGUUGCUACCUUCUCGACUUACAGAUGUUGUCCCUGUGAUAUUGAAAGCACUGACAUAUGAUGAAAAACGAGGAGCCUGCAGUGUGGGUUCCAACGUGAGAGAUGCUGCAUGUUAUGUUUGUUGGGCUUUUGCCCGUGCCUAUGAGCCUGAGGAAUUGAAGCCUUUUGUUAAUAAGAUUUCAAGUGCUUUGGUAAUUGUUACAGUGUUUGAUCGUGAUGUUAACUGCAGAAGAGCUGCCUCUGCUGCUUUCCAGGAGAAUGUUGGAAGACAGGGUACUUUUCCUCAUGGAAUUGACAUUUUGACUACAGCUGACUAUUUUGCUGUUGGUAACCGAUCUAAUUGCUUCCUUAAUAUAAGUGUGAGUAUUGCUGGCUUUGCUGAGUAUACUCAACCAAUGAUAGACCAUCUUAUCAACAUGAAGAUAAACCAUUGGGAUGGAGUUAUCCGAGAACUAUCAACUAAGGCCUUACAUAAUCUUACUCCACAAGCACCGGAAUAUAUUACAACCAUCGUUUUCCCACAGCUAUUGCAUUUAGCUGUGUGCACGGAUUUGCAUACUCGUCAUGGAGCUAUUCUCGCCUGUGCUGAGAUCACUUAUGCCCUGUACAAACUAGCAGCUGCGAAAAAUAGGCCAGUUACAGAUUAUUUGGAUCAAAAGUCAUUGGAGGGACUCAAACAGAUCCACCAGCAGCUUUAUGAUCGCCAACUGUACAGAGGAUUGGGAGGAGAACUAAUGAGACAAUCAGUUUGCAUCUUGAUAAAAAAUUUGUCACUUUCCAAAGUGCCUUUUCAAGGUGAUCCUAUAAUCGGUAGCUGGCAGUGGUUAAUAAAUGAUAGUUUAAAAAGUCUCCACCUUAUCUCAAGCUCUUCAAGACAGCAUAUUAAGGAAGCUGCUGUCUCAGCCCUGGCAACAUUGUGCAAUGAAUACUACCUGAAUCGCCAAGGAGAAGCUGAUCCUGUUCUACAGGAUGAAUUGAUUAAGAAUUAUAUUUCUGAACUUCAGAACACAGAAGAAAUGAUUCGCUGUGGAUUUUCACUGGCCUUGGGUUCCCUUCCAGGUUUUUUUCUUAAAGGCAAACUUAAGAUGGUGUUAGACAGCUUAAAGGCUGUUACUCACAUUUCUCCUAAGGACAUGAGCUUUGCUGAAGCAAGAAGAGAUGGCUUGAAAGCAAUUGCCAAGAUUUGUCAGACAGUAGGAGUGAAGGCUGAUGCAUCUGAAGAUGAUGUUAUAUGCAAAGAAAAUGUUUCCCAAAUCUACAACACCUUACUUGAUUGCAUGAAUGAUUACACCACAGACAGCAGAGGAGAUGUUGGAGCAUGGGUCCGGGAGGCUGCAAUGACAGGUCUAAUGGAGCUGACAAUUUUGCUAACAAGAAAUCAUCCAGAGCUCAUUGAAGCAAGUGUCUGCAAGAAGAUCAUGUGCUGUCUAGCCCAACAAUCGAGUGAGAAAAUUGAUAGAUUUCGAGCUCAUGCUGGAUCCAUUUUCUUGAAUCUUUUGCACUUUGACAGUCCUCCAGUUCCCCACCUUCCUUAUAGAGAAGAAUUAGAGAAGAUAUUUCCAAGAUCAGAAUCUUCUAUUUUAAAUUGGAAUGCUCCUUCACAGGCAUUCCCUUGCAUUACUCAGCUUCUUGCAUUGCCAGCCUAUCGAUACCAUGUCCUCUUAGGGUUGGCAGUCUCUGUUGGUGGCUUAACAGAGUCAACGGUCAGGUAUUCAACACAAAGUCUUUUUGAGUACAUGAAGAAAAUUCAAAAUGAUAUUCAAGCCAUGGACAGCUUUAGUGAAACUUUGAUUCAGGUAUUUGAGGACAACCUCCUGAAUGACAGGGUAUCUGUACCAUUUCUGAAGAUGCUAGACCAGAUGCUGGCCAAUGGUUGUUUUGACAUCUUUACUUCUGAGGAAAACCAUCCCUUUUCCCUGAAGCUGCUUUCCCUUUGUAAAGAAGAGAUCAAAAAAUCCAAAGACAUACAGAAGCUUCGCUCAAGCAUCGCUGUGUUUUGUGGAAUGAUUCAAUUUCCUGGAGAUGUAAGGAAGAAAGUCCUGUUUCAGCUAUUUCUUCUUCUUUGCCACCCUUUUCCUAUAAUAAGGAAGACAACCGCCAGUCAGGUUUAUGAAAUGGUGUUAACCUAUAGCGACAUUGUUGAUCCAGCUGUCCUUGAUGAAGUUAUGACAAUUCUCAGUGACACUGCCUGGGACACUGAAUUACACUUUGUAAGAGGACAGCGGAACCACCUGUGUGAUCUUCUGCAAGUGCCCAAACCACAGCUAGUCUCCAAGCCACCUGCUCACUGAAGCCACAUUCCUGCAGAUUGAAGCCUUUGAGAACAGCCCUGUUUUUGUAACAGGAAAAACAGCUGUGUUAUUGUUCCAGAGUGAAGGGGGAGGCUUGAUUCUCUUAAGCUAAAAAGAACAUAAUUUAAUAUGAAACUGUCAAAUCAAGGCCCCCUGCCCCCAAAUUUCCUAACCAAUGAAAUGCUAGUGGUGUGUCUUUGUAAAUUUAGAAUAAAUAUAAAGAAGGCACUUUAUCUGUC